AUGGAUAAUUCAAAAUAAAAUGACAGGAGCAGCUAACUUCAAAUGAACUUUAUAUUUGAGUCGCUCUAUCAGAAUAAUCAGGAAAUACCUGAUGAGGUCUUGGAAAACAAGAAUGGGCGCCCAGUCAGCGUCUCAGUUUAAGCAGGCCAAAUUAAAAUGAUGGACACUAUACUGUUCGAAUAGGGCUUUCAACCGAAAAAAUGGAUUUUUACUGAUUUACUUGGAAGAAUACAGCAUUUUCUGGACAUUGGAGCAUUGAGUGACCUAAAGAAUAAAUUUCCUAAAGGAAUCGAUGCUUUACAGCUCUACAAGAUACCAACAAGAGAUUUUCUUCCCUAUUUCUAUUACCACACGCUUUAAUUCAAACAAAAUGGGUAAAUGACUCAUCACAUGAUAGUUAGAGUUUCGCAUUUUAUUAAGGAUUUGGGAUAAACUACUCAGAGAAACUCUGAAUUCUAUGAAGAGAAAAUUCCUGAUGAAGAAUAUGAAUUCUUUGCAUUUUAGAUUUCAAAUAGAAUAGGAGGAUAACAAAAAAAGAAUUUUGUUAAGAAACUUCAUGAUGAUGUAAAUCAAUCAAGAAUUUAAGUAACACAGUCUAAUCCUGAGUACACUGGAUUCAGUGAACAAUACUAAAACCCAAAUGAGAGCAUAUAUGCUCUAACGACAAAUGAAUAUGUAACAUAAACAGAAUUACUAAAAGGAUUACAAUAAAUUGGCGAGAAGUUUGGUAAAGAUCAUUCAGUUGAAAUAUAAAUUAAAAGGCCGAAGACUAUGCAAGUAUUGACAUAAGAAAAAUCUAGGAAAAUGAUAAGAUAUCAGCAGCAGCUACAAGACUAGCGAAAUUAGCUAAAGGAAAAAGGUAAAAGGAUUGUUGAACUUUUCCCUAAGUAUCUUGAAAAGACUGGUUCGAAGACUCACGCUUAGUUUUUAUUUGGAAAUGUGUCAUCUGAUAGGCUUUUCAAAGAUUAUCAAAGACUAAGAUUUUAGAAGUAGCAUCAGCAAGAAGUAGAAUUACUGAAGCAAGAAUCAUAGAGAAAUCAGAAUAUGUAAAAUCAUAUGAGUGGCAGUAGCUUUUAUAGAAAAACUGGAAACAAGAGUAUUUUCAAUGUUUAGAUGAGCGCUGAGACUCAGUAUCUAGACAACUCUGCUAUAUCCGAAAUGCCAUACCAAGAUGCUUUCAACUAUGAUAGGUAGUCUACUAAAUUGAAUAAUCAAACUAACAUAACAGAAAUAAAUGAGUAGCUUAUUCUCAAUCAAGAUAUUUCAAUGUUUCACUAAAUUAAUCAGAGUGGUUUAGGUCAAACAGCAGAUCAUUUAAGCCUGAAAGACUCAGUUUUAAGUUUAAGAGAUGAUAAUAAUCAAUCAACUCUUGAAGUUGGAGCUGAUGGCACUGAAUAAAGCGAAUUCACGAGGACUUAAAAUGAUUUCCUAAAUAAGAGUGGGAAACAAUAAAGGACGAUUGAGGAGCAUAGAAUUUAAUAGAGCUAAAAUGAAAUGGAUAAGGAUUUAAUAGCCUUGAUGCUCAUGAAUAAGGAUCUAGAUAAUUUAGUAGUAAUAGACAAGAAAAAAACUGUAGAUAAUAUUAGAUAAAAGAUAUAGUUUGAUGAAAGUAGAAUGCAGUAAAUAGCCAGCUUAAUCGCUAAUGAGUCAGAUGCAGUAUUCACUAAUAGAAGAAGAAGACUUGACUAAGAUGAGUUAGAUACCUAUCAUUAAUGGAAGUAAUUAAAGUAGGAUCAGUAAAAUUAGAUCUACCUAAAUAUGUCGAAUGAGAAUUAGUAUCCUACCGAUGUAAAAUAGGUAUUUCCCAUAACCAAAAGAAGUAAAACUUCGAGUGGAGUUAGGAAAAAUGGCAAAUUAGGAAAAAUAAAAAACACAGCCCUAAGCUUACUGCAGAUAAAAGGUUAAGAGGCAAAGUUUUAAAAUGUAUCGAGAGCUGAAGUCUUAAAGCAGCACAUUGUAUCAUCUAAAGAAUAGGCAUAACUUCUAUAGAAAUCAUAUGAAGAGAAAAAAGUAUACGAAAACAAUCAAAAAAGGAAGCAUCUAGGAUCGAAGAAAAAUUCUAUAAACUAGUCUUCUUAAAUAAAUUUUCCAAAAGAGGCAAAUAAAAUUGCAAUCAAGACUCAAUCUUUGAAUUUAGAUGAUCAUUAACACUACCAAGCAUCGUUUAUGAGAAUAAUUCAGGGAAUAUAGAGAGUAUGA
This is a messenger RNA of Stylonychia lemnae, 2199 nucleotides long. The record is from the annotation of a GenBank genome assembly. Lineage: Eukaryota; Ciliophora; Spirotrichea; Sporadotrichida; Oxytrichidae.